Molecule: messenger RNA, 3005 nt
Organism: Mizuhopecten yessoensis (Yesso scallop)
Lineage: Eukaryota; Metazoa; Mollusca; Bivalvia; Pectinida; Pectinidae
Product: protein misato homolog 1-like
Exons: 14
Coding region: 46-1779 (577 amino acids)
Biological process (GO): mitochondrion distribution
Cellular component (GO): cytoplasm
Source: RefSeq, a predicted model, not a curated record
UUCGAUUAGGUAUCCUAACGAAAUACAUCAGCUGCUGCUUCGACCAUGUCCUCGAGGGAAGUUGUAACACUACAAAUUGGGCACUAUAGCAAUUAUGUAGGAAGCCAUUGGUGGAAUAUUCAGGAAUCAUCUUUCAUCUAUGACCCAAAGUUGGCGCCAGUGCAAAAAGACAUUGACCAUGACGUACUGUUUCGAGAAGGAAAAAAUCUAAGGGGAGAAGUAACCUAUACACCGAGACUUGUUGCCUUUGAUCUGAAGGGUAGCCUGAACACCCUGAAACAGGAGGGCAGUUUGUAUGACCACAGGCAUCAGGAGGAAAUCCGAUGGACAGGAGACGUUACACUUCAUCAGGAGGAUGGCGCGGACAAGAAUCCCUACCUUUUAGACCUGGAGAAAGAGGAACAAUUGUACAUGAAAGACAACACAGGAAGUAACAACAGUCAAGAAUCCAUUGAUGAUGUGGAAAUCAAGGACUCAGGCAGUGAGGUCAAAGAAAGAAAACAGAAAUCAAGUGAUGCUGGGAUUCGUAACAAAUUCUACAAGCUUGAUGAUUCAGUGACUGUGUGGUCGGAUUACCUAAGAACGUUUCUUCACCCAAAGUCUAUCCACGUUAUAGAGAAGUACAGACACAAAAAUGACUUGCAGCCUUUUGAUAUUUACGGGUGUGGACAGGAAGUGAUGGCAGACUAUGAGACCAGGAUAGAAGUGGAAGACAGGCUGCACUUCUUUAUUGAGGAGUGUGAUCAUUUACAGGGGUUCCAUGUUUUGCUGGACACUUUUGAUGGGUUUGGUGGUUUGGGUUCCCAUGUCUUACAGCACCUGGAGGACGAGUAUUCCUCAAAAGGCAUCUUCACUUUUGGCCUAACACCUAAUAACCUGCCAGAUGAUACACCACAAAAGCGUGCCAAUAGAAUCCUUAACUCUGCCAUUAGUUACAGUAAAUGUUGGAGCAACAGUUCCCUCUUUGUUCCAAUGUGUCUUGCAAACAGUCUGUGGAAAACAAUUGGCCCACCAGUACAGCUGUCACAUCUACAGUAUAAGUCGCUAGACUACCACACCAGUGCCAUCCUGGCUGCCACUUUGGACUCAGUGACCUCCCCUUACAGACAACCUGCUGUCCUACAUAUGCGUGACUUGACCGACACAUUCCAGUCAAUUGGCAGAAAGAUGGCAUCUGUGAGCACAAGUUUUCCAUACCCGAUACACGAAGAUCAAUUCUUGGUUGACUCACUUAUGUCCAUUGGCAAUGACCUUCCCUGGGUCUCCCUGACACCUCAUGUGAAAAACACUGUCAACCCAUUCUUACAGUCGACUGUAGUUCGAGGCAUCUCCAACAAUAUUGCAAAAAGAUCAGUGCAGGAUGAGAGAUCUCCACAUCAGUUCAGAACCUGUCAGACUGUGGACGAUGUAUUACAGAUGUACCUCAGGGACAGAUUCCCCACCACACACAGUGAUGGAACAGUGUUGCGGGAUCCAUGUAAAGUUGUCUCCCCUUACCCACACAUAUUUGAUCCAAAUGUUAGCAAGAAUGGAUUUUUAUCGUCAACCAAGCGAGCUGAUUUUCAAGGAGUUGAGAGUGUGCCUGUUAUGACCAGUUUACAGUCUACUUCAGACACAGUAGAGCUGCUUCAGACUCUCCACACAGAGGCUUCCAAACUGAACAUACAUAAACACCACCGUUACUUAGCCGCUGGUAUAGAGGAGGACGACUACGUCGAGAUACUCGCAAACUUUGAGACACUGCAACACUGCUACGAGGAACCAGGUGACAUGGGUUGAUGGUGAUGACCACCCAAGUGGAAAAGAAAUCCAAGAAUGUGUCCAUCCCCUGAUAGAAAAUCUUCGAUGUCAAAACAAUUGUUCAUUCUCCACAUACAUUUUGUAUUUUGAUAAAGAGAUUGAUCGACAAUUGUGGAAGAAACAAAUUCUGUUGUAACAGGAAUAUGUGCUGACCCUGGUAUGUACAAGCAAUAGGUGGAAUCUCUGAAUAGAAUACAUGUAGUCAUAUUUUUACCUUUUAUUCAAGUCCGAUCGGGUACAGGCAGAAGGGUGAUCUUAAGGCUGUAUAUCCAAAUAGGCUACAGACGUACAGUUUAAUCUAUUAUUGGCUUUUAAUGCUGUGAUAUUUUCUGUGAUAAUAGCAGGAAUCACUUCACUGUAUAGAGAAUUAAUGACUUGCAUUAAAAAAUGCAGAAUAUUUGCUAAAUAUUGUUGAAUUAUGUUGCAUGCCAGGAGUCUACCGAAAGCUAAAAGCCAGUCAGAAUAGUUUAUGGUAAGGUUUGACAGAUCUUUGUACAAGCUUUAGUCUAUAUAAUUAGCUGUGUCAGGCAAAUUCUGUCAGAUCUUAGUAUGAACAAAAGUCAUUAGUUCUAAACACUCCACGUUUAAGCUGAAGUCUAUUACAACCACAAGUCUGGUUUGGCCAAAAUACCAACCAAAUCUAUAUUAAUUAUACCAACUUGUUACAGAAGUUCAACACAUUUUAAAUUCAUUCAAAGACUUGUCAGACAAUUUUCUCUCUUCCUUAAUAUCCUUUUGUUGAUUCGUUUUAAGGUGUUUGAAGACUAGUCAGACCAUUUUCUCUCUUCCUGAAUCGAAAAGUACAUUUAUUUAAUCAUUAUCAUGUGUUUGCAUAAGCAACAUGUUAAGAUUUCAUGAACAUGUAGUCUUACAUGUGGAUGUCUGUGAUCAACAGAAAGCAAGAUAUGUGCAUGUUUCUUAAGUAGUUUAAUGUAACAAUUAAUGAACGAAUAAAAAAUAUGAAAAUAUUUCUGAUUUGUGAUUAUCAUUUUGGGUCAUAUUGCAGUGUAAGGAAGUAUUUGUAAGGAUUGCAAAGAAAUGUAUUUGUAAACCCUUCCAUUCUAUUUAGUGUCCCUGGCCACAACUACUGCAGGACAAUUUUAAUAUAUGCAUCAGUUUCAAUUGUCUAUUUUCUUGCUCAAGUUAAAUCUUUUAGUUAUAUGAAUAUUCUCCACAAUCAUCUGUACUUAGCUACCAAGGAACUC